UCCAGGAGUUGAGCAAGUAUGUAUGAGAAACAAAUAAACAAGAUGAUCUUGUAAUGAACAUAGGAGCUAAUGCUACUGAGCCAGCCAGCACACCAGUAGAAGAGAAAAAGGAGAUAAUAUAUGAUAAGUGGGAUGAUGCUAUCUGAUGAAACUAAGGGUAAAUCUAGAUGGAGAUUCAAAUUCUGGUUUUCUGUCCAAAACUCGUAUCCAUAUCCAUAUCCAUAUCCUGUCUCUUUUCUCUUUAUUAGUCAAUAAUUUUACAAAAUAUUGCAUUUAUGCUUUAAUAAUUGGCAGAUACACAAUAGCUAUCCGCAGUUUGUAGUUGAAGCAAAGAACAACCUAUGCAUGUAAACGUAGGAUGAUGAUGCAAAGAAGGGAGAAAGAACUCCGUACAUAAAUUGAAUGAUGACCUCAUUAAAACCUUAUUUGAGUUAUGUAGGCCAAUGGUGGAGUUCCCACAAACUAGUGUUCUCCAACUAUGGAUGCCAUGUAAGAUUUUCUGGUCACUGUUUCUUUUGCUAUCUUUACCCAACUUGUUCCAGCUUGUAUAAGAAGGCUUCAACCUCUCUUGAGUUUGCCACAAUUCACAGCAGGAAUGGCUUCCCAAGCAGCUAUGCAAGGAGAAAAAAUGCGCAAGGGGCCUUGGCACGAGGAAGAAGAUGAGGUGCUGAUAACUUUUGUGACCCUUUUGGGGGAGCGAAGAUGGGAUUACUUAGCUAGAGCAUCAGGUCUAAAAAGGAGUGGUAAGAGUUGCAGGUUGCGAUGGUUGAACUAUCUUCGUCCCAAUAUUAAGCAUGGUGAUAUAAGCAUUGAGGAGGAACAAAUCAUCCUUCAACUUCAUCAGCAAUGGGGUAACAAGUCAAGAAUUGCGCAAAGGUUGCCUGGAAGAACUGAUAAUGAGAUCAAGAACUACUGGAGAACUCAUCUAAGCAAAAAAAUGCAAGCUCAACGAGAAGAAAACUUUUAAUGUGGAGGAAAUAAUUCUGAACAAGAUUUCAUGUUUCAGAAAGUUGAUUUUGAUGUCCAAAAAUACGAGCCUGAUGACCACCAUAUUCUUAAGGAUGCUGCAGGAACUGGGAACACCUCUUUCGAUGCAUCUGAGUGUUCAAACUUUGGAAAUACAAUUUCACCCUAUGAAGCCAGAUUAUUAGAUUGGAUGACGGAGUUUUCAAGUGAUGAAAGUAACAUAACUCAUCAAGAGAAUAGUAUAGAGUCAAAUUAUUAUUACCAGACAAGAAUUUCUGAUGAUACUGACGUAUGGGGUUGGUCAGGCUCCAUCUGGGAUAUGAACUAAGCUGACACUGGAAGUUAAUAUCUGAAAUGUGAAUAGAAAGAAUUUGCAAGCUGUAAAACAAGGCUUGUUUAUGUCACCAUUCAAGAAUUUGUGUAAAUCCGAAGUUCCUUUCCUCUCUCAUUCUCUAAAAUAUUCAUUUCUGUUCUCUUUUCUGCUUGAUUCAUCACCAGAAGUUGAGAAGU
Messenger RNA from Pistacia vera, 1476 nucleotides. Its product is annotated as transcription factor MYB27-like. Gene Ontology annotation, biological process: regulation of DNA-templated transcription. Bases 596 to 967 code for a protein of 123 amino acids. Gene Ontology annotation, molecular function: sequence-specific DNA binding; DNA-binding transcription factor activity. The transcript is spliced from 4 exons. Lineage: Eukaryota; Viridiplantae; Streptophyta; Magnoliopsida; Sapindales; Anacardiaceae. Gene Ontology annotation, cellular component: nucleus. The record is from RefSeq and is a predicted model, not a curated record.